AUGUUAACAACCUGCACCCUGGACGCUGAAUCACGACAUUGAUGUUAUAAUUUAUCAAAUCAAUAAUAUAUCUGAACUAAUGUUUCAAGAUCACAAUCUCGUGUAACAGUUUUCUACUCAAGGGGGCAAUUCACGAAGAUUUCGAAGUGAACCAAAAAGUGGAAGAAGAAAUUGUGUUAGGAGCCAGCCUAUAUCAUUGCUGAUAGUUAACCAACGAGACAGUAAGAAACUUGUGUAGUUUUGAACACAGACUACGGUACACGUUACGAUCGAAUUUUUAAUUACAAUUUUUUAAACUACUCUCACUUCGCAUGUUACAGGAGGACACGGAGUGUCUGUGAAUAUAGUGUUGAGAACUAAAAGUAGAGGUGUGCUGAAAUCAUUCUUUGUCCGGGAACAACUUCAAGAGAAGACCGCUUGGUAAACUAAUGUAACAUUCACCAUGAACCCUCAUGGGUGUAUAGAGAAGACCACACAAACUGAUCAGACCAAGAGCAAGAUUAUUUCUGUAUGUUUAUUCAUUUUGAAAAAUGGUGAAUUCGACGAUGUGUCAUACAGGGUGGUUAAACAGACAGGGAUGGAAGAGUGUGUUGUGAUAACCUAUGACCAUUUAUUUGGCAUUCUUGGAGAAAAUAUUGAUCCACUAUCAAUAUCCUUAUCUCAUCUUGGAACUUGCAAAAUAUUUAUUCUGUUUAGGCCUGUUAAAAGCUAUAAUCUAGUUAAAAAUGGAUUGUUUGAUACUGUCCAUUUCUUAAAUAUUUUGAGACAUUUUCACAAACAGGCAACAUUUUGUCCAGGAAUAUCCAUCAAAUUCCUUCAAUCUGACACCCACCCUAGUGCCAUUGCACAUUAUACACAUCCUUUUCCACGUUGUCAGUCUGUUGACUGUCCAGUGUAUGGGGAAAAGUCAGAUGGAAAGCUGGAUUGUGGUACAUGUUUUCCUUGUAAUGCCUGCAGUUUGCUAAUGGUUAAGACAUCUGACAAAAAAGAUUGCGUACAGGAUAUUGACUUGCCAAAUGAUACUGUUUUUGCAUCAAAAGAACAUGAUGUUAGCAAUCAAAGGAACACUGAUUCAUCCCAACCCUCGCUUUCAGAAGAUUCAAGUUUUGACAACAAUGAUGAUUAUGAUGAUGAACCAGUGGUUGAAAAGAUAUGUUCAUUCAACAAGAGGAAUCAUGGAAGGAGUUUGCUGAGCGAUAGUAUGAACAGAGAAAAUCUUUCAAUAGUUUCAAUGGUUCCUAUGAAACAUCCUCACAGAGAAAGAAAACUUGCCACUGUUGGUGGUGAAACCAUAUCCAAUUAUGUAAAAACUAACAAUUUUGAUACAGAUUUAUCAUAUGUAAAUCAAACAAAUUGGCAAGAAUAUCCAAGUGUACAAUUGGAUAACAUGUUGAAAAUAAGUAUUUGUGAGGCUUCAAACCAAACAGGAAAAGUAACUGAAACCAAUGCUGUGGAAUUAGAAGAUGAUUCCAUAAAUGUAUCUGAAAUAAAUAAAGAAAAGGACAGUGGCAGAACAUGCAGUCUGAUGAAAAAAUCCCAUGUUACAAGUGACCAUCCCGAUACAGUUUCUGUUGAAAGUAAUAACAGGUUACAUAGGUCUAAUUGGAGAGAAGUCAGUCCCUACUGUGGUCAAAUAGUUGAACCAUCUUCAAAUUCAGAGAUGCAAAAAAAUGAUACAACACAGAAUAUGUUGUCUCAAGAAAGCACCCACUCAAGGAGACAAUGUGAUUUGAAACAUUCAGUGUUACAUAUUCCAAAUACUAGUGACUGUAGCAUGGAAAGAGUCAAGAACUUCCCAUCAGGUAUGAAAAAAAUUCCUUCUGCCACUCUCUCUGUGGCAAGUGUUUUGGCUUCAAAAUCAUCCAGUGUUGCCAAACAAAAUGUUAUUUUAAGAGCAUCUUUGCAAGGUAGGACUAUCAAGAACAAAAAGCCUAGUAUGGUAAAUGCUACCUUAAGACUAGAUGAUGUGAUUGCACAGUUGAAAAAGUCAGUCAAUAAGCCUCAGCUUUCAGUUUUAAAUCCACAGUUAGAUAGAGUGCAAUGUACCUCACAAGAGACAAGAAUUGAGUCAGUCUCAGGUCAAGUCAGUGAUGAAGAAUCUGAAGUCAAUAAAUGUAAGGAAAGAAAAUGGCUCAAAAGAAAGCGAAAACCUUCUGAAAAAGUAAUAGAAUACCUUGAAAGUUUAAAGUGCAAGAGUAAUGAAAGAGAAGUUCUCAGUAAAAUAGCUAAGAAAAGAACUGGAAAAACUAUCCACUCAAAAUCGAACAGUGUUGCUGUAGAGAUUGAGAGUUCUUUCCAGCCCGACCCUCUCGAGUACAAGAAGACUUCAAGGAUAAACAACAAGACAGGGUCUGUGUCAGAUCAGAAAAAUGUGACUGGUGCCUCAAAUAAACAUAUAAGUUCAUGCUCGGAACCAAAUAUAAAUGCUUCUGAAAUGUUACAAAAGUCUCAGAAUAGUAGACCUUUGAAACUGUCGCACACUGAAACAGAAAAGGCUACAAACACUACAAAAAGGGAAUGCAUCAAACAUAUCCAGACAAACCAUUCUAUUGACAAAUCAAUAGUGAAUGAUGAUGAUGAUCGGACUGACACAGAGCCGCUGCUGAAGACUACAGUUAAAGGGGAAGAAAAGCACAAGCCUAUUCAGUGUCCAGUGUGUCAUGAAUUCUACAGCAAUGAAAGAACUCUUGGCAGGCACAUGAGGAUUCACAACCUAGUCAGGCCAUAUAAAUGUCCUGUUUGUAAGAAAUCAUUUGUUCAGAAGAUCACCAUGAAAGUUCAUAUGCGUCUGCACUCUGGGGAAAAACCACAUCAGUGCAUCAUUUGUGGCAGAUCAUUUGCUCAGAAGAGUAAUAUGGAGACUCAUGUCAGAAGACAUCUUGGUGUCAGACCAUACCAGUGUGAUUUGUGCAGCAAGGGUUUUAGUGACAAAGGUAGCUUAGGAGAGCACAAGAAGAUCCACACUGGAGAGCAGCCUUAUGUCUGCACUGUUUGUGGUAAAUCAUUUAGUCAAAGAGCAAAUAUGCGCACACAUCUUCACAGACAUCGAGCAGAAAAAACAUACUCUUGUCUGAAGUGCAAAGAGUCUUUUAAUAAUAAGGAAUGUUUAUUGAAACAUACUAAAAAUCAUAUAAAUACAUCAGAGCAAGGAAUUGUAACAAGGGAGAUUGCAGAUCAACAUACCCAUGCAACACCUUAGAACUUUAAUACCUCUGUGCAUUGGUGACAGAGAAAAAACAUGGAAUAUUAAACUUCAAUUGAACAUCAAAGUUGCUGUAUCCAGAUGUAAGUAAGGGCCAUUCCAUUUUACUUUAUGUCAACUGUCAACUCCUAGUUUAAAAUAUGAGCUAUAUUAGCAGCCCUAUGAAACAGUAAGGGUUUGUCUGAAUUUGGUAUAUACCUUGUCUUAAAUGGUUAUCUUUACAGGCAUGAUUUUAAUAUUUGCAUGUAUUUUUACAGACAUAAGAACAUGAAGUAUUGGAAGCAUGCCUAUCAAUGGUCAAUGCCGUCUUUGAGGCGAUUGUUUAAUUCUUGCAAGUUACUGUUGCACCUUGUACAAUUCUAAAACUUGGAAAUUGCUACCUCGUACAAAAUUGCCUUAAUGGCCGAUCUUUUUGUUCCAAAGGGCAAUAACUCUCCUUUUGAAAUGAUAUAAGCGACGAUCCAACCUGUUCCCAGAUCAAUGCGUGCUGCGACAACUAGUGACAUGUAGAGACGGAGCCAAGCUGAAGAGUUACCCUGUUGCACCUUCGUUCAAAAACAGUCGUUUAUAACUGAAUUAUUUUAACUAGCAGAUAUUUUGUAGUGAUUAUUAGUUUGUAAUAUCAACAUUUGUUGAGUCUUCAACUACAAGACAAAUUGUCACUAUGGCAGAUAGAGGGAAAAACUUCAUGAAAAACAGUAUAUUGCCAUGGUAUUUUCUACGUCAGAAAACAGUGAGGCAUUCUGUCAGUCUAGGUUAACAUAUUGCAUCGAUGAAAAAAUGCAGACUCAUUUUAUUUAUCAGCCUUUGUGUUAUUUCCCACCACAAUUCGAAGCAUUCAAAUCUCAACAAAUACUACCAUGGACUUCAAUUUAAUAAAAUUAGUGAUACGCCUAGAUUCUACAUUUGCAGCACACAGACAUCUUUGACAGGCCCAGACCUUUACCAAUGAUCUAUAAAGUAGGUAUACAUCCGUGCCUUUACAAAUAUUUUAAGCAGAAAUAACAUUCAAAAUAAUAAAACAACUGAUUUUAAAUGUUACUUUUUAUAUCAAAAUUAACGUUGCAUCUGAAUAUUUGAAUUUGUAUUAUAUUUUAGAAAUAUGCCAAAUGAAAAUCUACCAUGCAUCUAUUAAGCACUCAGUUACUCAGUUGCAAUAUACAUAUUAGUCACCAUGAUUUGAAAUAAGAGAUUUACCCAUAUUAUUCUGCCCCUUAUAACAUGUGUCCCACCAUUAAGUGCUCUGAGUCAUCAUAGGUGUUGUUUAAUUCAUUGAUCCAUCAUUUCUUACAGAAUUCUGAUACUCAUGCUCUUAAAAUAGUUGUAAAUUACAGAGAUGUGUCCCAACAAACAACAAAUCAUACUGACUACCCCACAAAAUGAGUAUGAUACAUAAAUAGAUGUAAAUCAUAGUUUUAUCUUCUUGUUUUAGUAACAUUAUAUUUAUUUUAAUGUUGACAAACUAUUUCCCAUACAAACCCACACACUAUCCUGCUGUAGCUAUGUAUCCUGAUUUUCAUUCAACAGUACUUCAAGACACCUGUUGUAUAAAGUAUAUUUUGUAGAUAUUAUUAUCAUAUAGCAAAUAUGAAUUUAGAAAGUUUAUCAUCAAAUCUUCUGAUGGUUAAAUAAAUGCAAAUUGAUCCCCACAAUCAUUCCAGGUAGAUAAAUGGAUUUAUUUAUGUUAUUUGUUUUUGCAUAUAACAGAUUAUACUUACAUAUGUUACAGUCAGUGUCUAUAAUCAGGCCCCAUAUGUAUAUUGACUGAUUCACUCAGACAAGGUAUAUUUUUCCUUAAAUUUUCAUUCAUUUAUUAUUGCCUGAAAAAUAGGACUGGAGUUUAGACAGACUAACUGAAAUGAAUUAGACUGCAUAAUUUUAAUCUCCUCAAUUUAAAUUGGAUCUAUUUUGAUCUUAUGAAGUAACUUAUGUAAGAAAUAAAAAAUGUUUUCACAUUGAAAUUGAUUGAUUCUCCAAACAUGAAAGAAUACCAGAGUCCUUUUUUUUAUGUUACUUUUCUUUAUUGGCAUAAUAUUCAGUUCAGAAACAGAUGACUGCUAAAAAGUCAUGCACGUGUAAUCAAAUACUAGUACACAUGCACAAGUAUGCCAAGAUAUUAAAUAAAAUAAUAAGAGUCAUUGUGCAAUGCAGAUAUCUGUUGGUGUGAAGAGAAAAAAGAAUAACAUUAAUAAUUUGUUUAUGUUGGAAUUUGAAACAUCAGUUUAGAAUAAGGAAACAUAAAAAGCAAGGCCUAAUGAAGUUAAGAAUCAGCUUUAUCUGUGUUACAAUCAUAUGAUUAUUGUCAAUGCAAACUGGAUGUAGACACUGCAAUGUUAAUACGGUCAACAUUAUAGAGAUUGAAAAUUAGUAUGAAUAUAUUGUUUUAUUUUAAAAAAAUUGUAGUUGGUACAAAUACUCUUGAAUAUGUAUUUUAACUAUUAUAUAGGGUCCUCUGUGUCUGCAAAUUAUUUUUUUCUACUUUGUAAAAUUUCAAAAAGGCCAAAAUAAUAUAUAUUUAAGAAUUGACCUUCACUUUUUGUGAGUUCAUUGGAGUAUGAACCUUCAUAGAGUGCAGACCAAACUGUAUGAACGUCGGAGCUUAUUUAGUUCGUGUGACUUCAUGUUUACACUGACAGCCAUACAACAACCAGCUAUAUCGCGUAGUAAAAUAGUUCCUCAAAAAGAGAGGUGACAAGGGCGUACGGAUGCACAACUUGCCCUUCAGAAACAUCUUACGCAGCACAUGUGUUCAAAUCAUAUCCUCAUUAGAUGAGCAAGGUCUGUAAAGAACUACCUCAAUAAGUCAGUCACAAUGACCGCGUGUUGUAAUA
This is a messenger RNA of Haliotis rufescens (red abalone), 6033 nucleotides long. RefSeq names its product zinc finger protein 567-like. The record is from RefSeq and is a predicted model, not a curated record. The transcript has 3 exons. The coding region runs from base 443 to 3199 and encodes 918 amino acids. NCBI's taxonomy places the organism in Eukaryota, Metazoa, Mollusca, Gastropoda, Lepetellida, Haliotidae.